This is a messenger RNA of Tuber aestivum (summer truffle), 1628 nucleotides long. Lineage: Eukaryota; Fungi; Ascomycota; Pezizomycetes; Pezizales; Tuberaceae. The record is from the annotation of a GenBank genome assembly.
AGUAUACUAACCGCCCUUCUCGUUUUAUAUAACCCCGGUCCUCUCUCUCAACUGCCGGUUCACUAAAUGGCCGGCCUUCUGUUUUCCCCCGCGGGAGCUACUCUCACGCUUAUCGCCUCCGCCGCCAGCGGGCCUGAGCAGACGAACAGACAUUGGGACUGCUACCAGCCCGGUUGUGGCUAGAGAGAAAGGAUGCCGUCAUCCAGCCCGUGGAGACCUACGAUGCGAAUAACGAAGCACUAUUAGACGCGGACACUAGCUCUAGUUGUGGCGGCGGCAUAGCAUUCUUGUGCGAUAAAUGGAUUCCUUGGGCGGUUUCGGAUAUCUUAGCUCAUGGAUGCUAUCGACCUUUCUCCCCCCUUUCAAGUCCCUUGACUGGCUAAAGUGGAAUCGGUACGCCGCCGUGAGCAUUUCUGGCUCCAGUGAGAGUGAGUGGUGAUGUGCUUUGAAACGUGAGUUUACGUUCAUGCCAGGGUAUGUCUCUAGUCUUUCUGUCCAUCUACCGCCUACCGAGAAGUGAUUGCCAACGGUUAUGCAACAAACACCGAGGGCGAUCUUGGAAACAACCUCUGGUAUCCCAGGUAUUCCCUACAUCAUGCGGAUGGACAAAAACCGAAAAAAAAAAACCUAGUCCCCUGCAGUGGCGUUGGCAUAUCCAAUAGGCGAACAUAGCAAUAUAACGAGACUGUAGACUGCCGGGGCGCCUGUUACGGCGGUGUCUCGAGCGGACCUGAAUGCGAUACCCCUCACGGGGCGGUUCGUCAAAGGUGUUUCUGGAUAUUUGACGUAUUUAUCCCUUCAUCCUUGACUGCUGGGCGGGAGGGCUGAGGUUGAGUUGUAGUGGUUCCGUGGGCUAAUGACACCACAGCUACUUUUCAGAGCUUUACUCUUCCGUCUAAGACUACGGCGAAUAAGGGGUGUUUUCGGCAGUGAGUAUACUAAUAGUCAUUCCUGUAAACUAAAAGGCCUUAGAUUGAGUUUUCUUCUCUUCUUUUUCUCCCCUUGUGUCCUGCACUGAAUACCGUAAGUAAACCCUCCGCCCACCCAACCCCUUCGUUAAAAUCCAAAGCGUUUCCGACCCCAUCCCGACCGACGGACCCUGGUAUCGUAAACCCACCGCGCCGUACCGCACGCUACCGGUAAUUUACGUGAACCCACUUUUCAAUCCCCAUCAGGACAACGGGUGAUAUACGGUGACCGAGCCUAACACUCUCCAGUGAGACAGACCUCGCGGGACAGUUCAGGAUGUACCACCACAUUCCCACGCAAAAGCUGAUCCACCUCCGGUAUUCGAUCUAGCCGCCCUUUCAAACCCACCAGAGUGAUUGGAACAAGGAACUUGGCCGAAAAGCAGUUAAUAGGAAAAAGAAAAAAAAAGAAACAGAAAAAGCGAGACGACCUUCACAAGUUUCUCGCCCACUUUAUCACUCCAACGGCGCACCGAUCAAUUCCCCACCGGACAAGAUAUCACCCAUAUCUAUCACGGACGAACGGUGGUCGUCCAGCGCCGUCUAUCCAUCUGUACAGGACUAAACCAUGACACUGCACGGUGCACCAACGGAAGGGAGCAAUUCCCCUAUUUCAGCUCCCUCAAUAACGUAUUAUUAUACCGGACACCCGUUUUGCGC